AUGUUCAUCCUCGGCCUACGGCACAAGCACCGGCGCCUCCUCUCCCAAAUCAACUCACCCAGCGAGCGACGCCUUAGCGGCUUCCCCACCAGUCCCAACGCAAUCAUGAGCAUCACAGACGAAGACGUUGCGCGCAUGCCCGGCACGCGAGCCUCGGUACACCGGUCUCAGCACACGCCUCACAAUCGCAACAUUUUAUACACGCCAAUGGCAUCGCGCGAAAGCCUACCACCGCGUGCGUAUAUUCCCAAAGCACGUUCGAACGAUCGAGAUGAUCACGAGCCAGCUGCACCGCAACAAUCUUGGCCGCUACCUCGUCGAAUGACGCGUGCGGAUGGCACACCUUUGGUCAAGAUGCCAUCAUCGACACUGACUCCGUUCACUGAGAGGUCGAAGAAAGUCCUCCCUUCGCCUCCCAAGGACGCGAGAAACACCGAUGGAACACCGCGAAAAGAUGAGAUGAGUUCGAUUGGCAAUCUGAAUCUCAAUGGGAAAGACAGUGAUGCCACAAAAACGUUAUUUGCUACAGAUCUCACACCAAAACCGCUAUUUCACGGACAACAACGCAGUAGUUCAUACGGCAUGAUCGCUGAAAUAGCAGACGGAAGCAAGACCGAGCCAAGAGCCUCAAGGAGAACGUCGCAGUUUCCACGGUCGAAGAGCAUGUACAGUCAAGAGCCCGGCCUCGCUCCUCCGCAACCAUUGCCGCCAUUGCCAUUCGAGAUCACGUCAAAGAGAUUGCCGAGAGUCAAGAGCCCAGAGCAGAGUACAAGGCGAGCAUCUGGCGGGAGUUUGUUCAGCGAGCAAACCUCCAUACUCGAUGACAAUUGGCCCAAGGUUCUUGCUCAAGCUGGCACGGAUUUCACAUCCAUCACUCUUGCGUCCCCUCCCAGUCCCGCUUCGACACGUAAAGGACUCGGACAAUACGAAAUAAACCACGUUGUGUGGGACUCAUCUCACGAGGAAGGCAGAGCCAGUCCAAUAGGAGCUGCGAAACAGAUGGCGUUCCGACCACAACUGAACACACAACGAUCAUUUCGCGCUAGCAUCCAGGAGAGUUUGCCCCGAAGCAAAAGCAGCGGUCUAUCUCUAUCAAUGUCCCUGCAUGGGCCAUCACGAGCCGAGUCGAGAGCCUCUUUGGCCAAAGAACCAUCAAGCACUCACUCAAAGUCGAGAGUCGCGAUUCCCAGAAGUGCCGAAUCUAGAAGACCUGGACGCGGCAUUUCUCCAUCAUCGCCUCUUUGUCGCGCCACCGACUUCACCAUCCACGACGACACAAAAAGCAAGCGGGCAUCCACAUCAAUUUUGCACGCGGUUUCCGGUAAUGAAGGUAGUCCAAUCUCGGAUCCAUGGGAAAAGCGGCCGUGUUCUAUCGCGACCAGCAAUCCGGUAGAAUGGGACAUUGAAUCCCUGCCAGUAGCCAAAGCUGCUGCUCCAAAAGACAGAACGAGUGGAAAUCAACGUCAAAAGUGCAUCCGCAUCUCCAAGAUACCCCUCGUCGUCCCUUCUCCGCCAAAACCACCAGCCCUCGAAGAGCAAGAGGAACUACUACAUGGAGAUUCGACGACGCAGAACUCGGUACGCGGGACAAGACCAAAGCAAACAACCUUCCGUCCCCCAUCGCGACAAGAUUUCGAUUUCGCCCCACUGACAACUCUCGGCCUUCACAGAGAAAAUUCCCGCGUGAUGGACAACAACAGCCCAUUCUCCCCCACCCAAUUCAUGAUGAAUCUCUACCGGGAAGACGACAACAGCCCGGACAUAGAAGUCGACACGCCCACUCGGAAGCCCAGCGCACGGAAACAUUCCAGCACCCAUCCAAACCGCCGCAAGACAAUCUUCGACAACCCCAAACCAACAGCAUGGCCACUGCCCGCCCCGCCCACGGAGACCCAUCCGGAUCCAGAGAAACCAAACAACACCACCUCCCGCCUGAGCAUCCAAUCCACCGACCAAGACUCCAACCCGGACUCGCGCCCCCCAUCCUCCCUCCUCAACUUCCCAUGGCCACAGCCGCCCAAAACCGCCGCCGCCGCCAACUGGCGGGGUCCCAAAACGCCCAUCCGCCGCAUCGGCGGUCCCCGCCCUCCCCCGUUCCGCUACGUCUCGCCCGACCGGCGCCGCUCCCCGAUCCGGAGCGGCGUCGGCAAAAGGAGCGCCAGUCCGGUCAAAGAUCUCCGGCGGAGCGUCGCCGCGCUGCGGCGGAUGAACAGCGAAGUCGUCGGCGGCGGGGGCCGGAAGUCGAGGGAGCACAAGCGGUAUCUGAGCAUCGGGGAGAGCGGGAGCGGUAGCGGUGCGGUUUUCGACGAGGACUCGGUCGGUCGGCCGGGGAGUCGGAUCCUCUUUUCGCAGGCGGAGAAGGCUGGAGGGGACGAUGACGGGCUGGGGGGGAAUGGCAAGGAGAACGUCAGGGGGCCGAGGGACAUGCGGAUCUUCGGUGGCAUGACGAAGCUCGGCCCGCCGAGCGAUGACACCGACAGGUUGGGGAAGAGCCCGACCGGAAGCGUGUACGAUCGAGAUGGCUUUUUGAAAGAGCUGGAUGCCUGGCUGCGCUGA
This is a messenger RNA of Letharia columbiana, 2556 nucleotides long. RefSeq lists its product as uncharacterized. The transcript is spliced from 2 exons. Bases 1 to 2556 code for a protein of 851 amino acids. Lineage: Eukaryota; Fungi; Ascomycota; Lecanoromycetes; Lecanorales; Parmeliaceae. The record is from RefSeq and is a predicted model, not a curated record.